Molecule: messenger RNA, 735 nt
Organism: Magnusiomyces paraingens
Lineage: Eukaryota; Fungi; Ascomycota; Dipodascomycetes; Dipodascales; Dipodascaceae
Exons: 1
Coding region: 1-735 (244 amino acids)
Molecular function (GO): nucleoside triphosphate diphosphatase activity
Source: RefSeq, a predicted model, not a curated record
AUGAACAAUAUCCAUAAUCAACUUAGCCAAGGACGCAUCGUUUUGGCGUCAGGAUCUCCACGCCGAAAGCAGAUUCUUGAGGAGCAGCUUGGGUUCAAGAAUAUUAGUGUGGUUCCAUCCAAGUUUAAAGAAGAUCUAUCAAAGGACACACGAUCACCAUUUCAAUAUGUUAUGGAUACCGCGACAGAAAAGGCAUUGGAUGUUUACCGUUCCGAGAUUGAAUCAGAAAGAGAACCCAGCAUUGUUCUUGCUGCUGACACUGUUGUUGUAUCGGUAGAACAGAUUCUCGAGAAGCCCAAGUCACCAUAUCAUCACUUGGAGAUGCUCAAACAUCUUCGUGAUUCUCCUUUCCCUCACAAGGUUUUUACAGCAGUGGUUGCUAUUGUGCCACUGGAAGUUCCCAUCACCCCUGGCUAUGCCUUGGAAACAUAUAUUGAGGAGUCUAUUGUGAAUUUCGACAAGACAAUUUCCAAUGAAUUUCUGCAAAGUUAUGUGGACUCUGGUGAGGCCACUGAUGCUGCUGGCGGUUACAAGAUUCAAGGGCGUGGUGCUUUGCUUAUCAAGUCGAUUGAGGGUGACUUUUUCAACGUCAUGGGUCUUCCUGCGAACGGUACCCACAAGUUGAUUGAGAGGGUUAUUAAGAUUGCUGAUAAUGAGAAUGCUGGUGGAGCUGGAAGCGGAGACGAAGAUGAAGAUGAGGAUGAGGAAGAAGAAGAUGGUCGUCGUUUGCUCUAA